AUGGAUUUAAAUAAUCAUCUGUCGGAGGUCGAUACUACUUUAUCCGAUCUUAAUGAGCAGUCAAUAUCGUUUGAUACACGGCUUAAGUCCGUAGAAAGUCAAGUCUCUAAAGACAACUAUUUAUCUGACAAAUUAGAGGUUAUGGAGACCACACUGGCUGCAAUGGAGCAACAGGCACGUGAUUGUAACAUUGAAAUAUCAAAUUUGCCUGAGCGCCGUGGAGAAAAUCUUGUUACAGUCAUUAUUAAUAUUGGCGUGCUAAUAAACCAGCAAAUCCAACCGUCUGACAUAAUUUUGGCCCAUCGGGUUCCUCAUGUUGGUGAAAACGAUAAACGACCUAAAAUGCCAUAA
Parnassius apollo (apollo) is the source of this 351-nucleotide messenger RNA. Lineage: Eukaryota; Metazoa; Arthropoda; Insecta; Lepidoptera; Papilionidae. The record is from the annotation of a GenBank genome assembly.